Molecule: messenger RNA, 10026 nt
Organism: Pseudopipra pipra
Lineage: Eukaryota; Metazoa; Chordata; Aves; Passeriformes; Pipridae
Gene: TRAF3
Product: TNF receptor associated factor 3
Exons: 11
Coding region: 1078-2781 (567 amino acids)
Biological process (GO): protein K63-linked ubiquitination; regulation of defense response to virus; regulation of apoptotic process
Molecular function (GO): zinc ion binding; tumor necrosis factor receptor binding
Source: RefSeq, a predicted model, not a curated record
AAAUGCCAGAAUUUUAAGGGUAUAGCACUGUCAUAAUGCUGCUGUUCAGCUGUGGAGUGCACUUGUUCAGGAAGAAUGAAACUUUGGAGGCACCUGAAUUCUGUGUGAUUUGGAAGGGGUUGUUGGUGUGUUGGGAGGGAAAGGAGAGGCUGAAAGUGCAAAACUCCCUGUGCUAAAUUCAGAUUUAUAGCUAAGAAUACAAAUGAAUAAUGACCAGAGUCGCCGACAUAAUUGGUGUCUGAACUCGGGAUGGGAGCUUAAGAGUUUUAGAACUUCAAUGUCUUGCUGAUUUACUAUAUAAAUGGUUAGUACAGAAAUUUGUACUUCGUUCGUGACAUCUGUAGGAAUUCUGGGCUGAUUUGUAAUUUAUAUACUAUUCUGGUGGGGAAAGUGUCGUACAGUUGCAGAUCUCCUUUUUGUAUGAGUAAGCACUUAUUCCUGUAGUUUUCGAUAAAUCUCACUGCUGGGCUAUUUUUCCCAGCUACUGUGUUUCUAGAAUGAGCCAGGUUGGGCUUUCCUUGGCCAGUGGUUUUUUUUGCCAGAAUCUGUAACCAGUCGUUAGCAUGUUACCUAAUGUAAUUAUGGAAAAUAGCAUGGCUGCUACUUUCAGUAGCAGUAGCCUUUCCUUUCUACCUCCUGAGGACCAAAGAAGAAUUGUAGCAUGUGACUAAGAUUAAAAAAAAAAAAUCAGAGCCACAAAAAAUGACUCAUUUAUAGAUGUGGAAGUUUGUGGCGUUUCUCCUGACUAAAUAAAUCUUAUCUUGGUCUCAUGUUACAAAGUUCCCAUGCUUUAGCUGUGGCAACAGUAAUGAAAGCCCAGCAGGUUGAGUGGCAGGUGAGCCUUUCUGUGACUGUCUGACCUUCCAUAACCAGCCCUGUGUAACUGCUGAGGCUGACCCAUCUUCACAGCAUUCUGUGCAGGAUGACAGCUGGGAGCAUGCUGUCGAGCUGGGCCCUUGGUGCUGGUCUGCUUAGGGUCACCUGGGAACAUCACCUCUGCCCUGGCACCACGGAGUAGCUGCUCACAUCUGUCAGAGUUCACAGACACUGUGGGACUCUGUGAAACUAUCUUAGAGCAUGGACACCAGUAAGAAGUCAGAACCCCCUUUAUCUGUAGAAAUGGUACAACAAAGAGCCAAUCCUGACCGCAGUCCUUCAGCAUCGAUUUAUGUUCCAGAGCAAGGUGGCUACAAAGAGAAAUUCGUAAAUGCCGUGGAAGAUAAGUAUAAAUGUGAAAAAUGUCGCCUCAUCUUAUGCAAUCCUAAACAGACUGAAUGUGGACACAGAUUCUGUGAAACCUGCAUGAAUGCCUUGCUAAGUUCUUCUAGUCCAAAAUGUACAGCGUGUCAAGAAAGCAUAGCAAAAGAUAAGGUAUUUAAGGAUAAUUGUUGCAGGAGAGAACUACUUGCCCUUCAGAUAUACUGCAGAAAUGAAAACAAGGGCUGUAAGGAACAACUAUCUUUGGGUCAAUUACUGAUGCAUUUGAGAACUGAUUGUCAGUUUGAAGAACUCCCAUGUCCUCGUGCUGAUUGCAAAGAAAAAAUACUGAGAAAAGACUUGCCGGACCAUGUAGAGAAGACCUGUAAAUAUCGGGAGACAACCUGUAAAUACUGUAAAAGCCAAGUCCCAAUGAUUAUGUUGCAGAAACAUGAAGAUACAGACUGCCCGUGUGUCAUGGUUUCAUGUCCUCAUAAAUGCAGUGUUAAAACACUCAUGAGGAGCGAGUUGAAUGCACAUUUGUCAGAAUGUAUUAAUGCCCCAAGUACCUGUAGUUUUAAGCGUUAUGGCUGCACUUUUCAGGGAACAAACCAACAAAUUAAAGCACAUGAAGCCAGCUCAGCAGUGCAGCAUGUUAACUUAUUGAAAGAGUGGAGCAAUGCUCUAGAAAAUAAGGUGGCCUUGCUCCAGAAUGAAAGUUUGGAAAAGAACAAGAGUAUACAAACUUUACAUAAUCAGAUUUGUAGCUUUGAAAUAGAAAUUGAAAGACAGAAGGAAAUGCUGCGGAAUAAUGAAUCUAAAAUACUUCAUUUACAGCGAGUGAUCGACAGCCAAGCAGAGAAACUCAAAGAACUGGACAAAGAAAUCCGUCCCUUCCGACAGAACUGGGAGGAGGCUGACAGCAUGAAGAGCAGUGUGGAAUCCCUCCAGAACAGAGUGACUGAGCUGGAAAGCGUUGAUAAAACUGCAGGGCAAGGAGCUCGGAAUACAAGCCUGCUAGAGACACAGCUGAGCAGACACGAUCAGAUGCUGAGUGUUCAUGAUAUCCGGCUGGCUGACAUGGACCUCCGAUUCCAAGUUCUAGAAACUGCGAGUUACAACGGAGUGCUGAUUUGGAAAAUCCGAGAUUAUAAACGUCGGAAGCAAGAGGCAGUCAUGGGGAAGACUCUGUCCUUGUACAGCCAACCCUUUUAUACUGGAUACUUUGGCUACAAGAUGUGUGCCAGAGUUUACCUUAACGGAGAUGGCAUGGGAAAGGGGACGCACUUGUCUCUGUUCUUUGUCAUAAUGCGUGGUGAAUACGAUGCUUUGCUUCCUUGGCCGUUCAAACAGAAAGUGACUCUCAUGCUAAUGGAUCAGGGACCGUCUCGGCGCCACUUAGGAGAUGCUUUCAAGCCAGAUCCAAACAGCAGCAGUUUCAAGAAGCCAACUGGAGAAAUGAACAUUGCAUCUGGCUGCCCAGUCUUUGUGGCUCAAACUGUUCUAGAGAAUGGAACGUAUAUUAAAGAUGAUACUAUUUUUAUUAAAGUCAUAGUGGAUACAUCGGAUCUACCAGACCCCUGACAUACAAUGGGGGAGGCAGAUUAAACAGAAGGCAACUCCGUUUGGGGGUUUUGUAUCAGUUUGUCUUCAAUCAGAGGUCCUAAAGCUCACAGAACCACCUUGUGGAACAGACGGAAGAGUUUGAAGGCAUAACUGCAUAGGGUCCAAUUGCGAAAGUAGCAACACAUUAAGAAAUCAUACCAUGGUAUAUUUUUUAAUAGAACUAGCAACACUUGAGCUCUGAAGAAUCACUUAUCCCUCAUGAGGAUAAUGAUUAUGGUCAGAGAGGAUUUUUUUUAACUUAUUAAUGAUCUAGUCAAUUGGAGGUGAAAAGACAUAUACAGUAUGUGCUGAAUCAGUUACUGACUUUUAUUUCUUUUAAGCUAGAAUACAAAAAAACCUUCACACGUGGGCUAGCUGGAAAUUGUCAGCAUGUUAAAAGAAGAAAUGAUGAAGUAAUGUUGCAAUUAUGAUAUUCUUUGAAAAACUGAGGUGCAAUCUUGUCUGAAAUAUAGUAUAUUGUCUUUUUAAGGCCUCAUCUGGUCUCUGUUUUAAUAAUUACUUUGUCAGAAGAUCUUGGAAAAGUAUCCAUGUCUUCUCAAAAGUAUCUGAAUCAAAAUCAUAUUUUUAUUUAAAGUUCUAUUGUUACAGAAAACAUUUUAUUUUAAAACUGUUGAUAGACUGAUAUUUCUUGGAAGAAAAAUAGAAGAUAUCAAACACUGGUUAUCACUUGUGAUAGGAAAAAAAAACUAUUCAAUUCUGUUAUUUCUCUUUAGAAAUGUAAACCUACAAUAUAUGUCGUAGUUAAUGACACUAUUUCAAAAUUAAGGAAAAAUCACUCAUGGAUGCUGUGCAUCAUUAUCAGAUUUAUAAUUGUUUUCACCCUAAAAUAGGGCAUUUGUUGAACUUUGGAGUUCUAAACGGAAUCCUGUACAUUUUUUAAAGUUCUGCCCCAUGCUUUCCAAUCAAGCUAUAUAUGUUGCACAUUAUGCUGUCAGCAGUAUAUAGUAUUUUCAGUAUUGGGGAGGAGGAUUAGUGCUGAAAAAAGCCUCUAUGUUUGUUCUGUACUAGCAGCCAUUGCUUCAAGACAAACCAGCAAUGUCUUAAUACAGUGAUGGUGGCUUGCAUGCAUACAUGUGCCUUAGAUGUGCUGUGCUGCUUAUAAACCAUAGCUUUUUAUUCAGAUUAAUUCUGAUAUCUGAAAUGGUAGUUUAAUUGGACUUCAGGCAUAAUGUUUAGCCUUGUCUUCAGAGCCCUUAGGUACCUUGCAAUGUACAGAACAGAAGCCAAAGCCCGUUCCUUUGGCUUCUGGAGCUUCUAUGACUUGGCCAUGGUGGAAUCCAUCUUAUUCAGGUGUCAAAACGUUAUGCUCAGUGCUCCUAUGGAGCUUGGACUAGACAGUCUCCAUGGCCACUGUGAAGGCAGGCAACAUUUUUCCUCUAAUGCCUGUGGUUGUAAGGUGGCAUCACUUGAAAUGAACCCAUCUGAGAACUCUGGGGCUGUGAAUAUUGAUGCUUGUGACAGCUUCUCAUAGCAGACAAGCAUCCUAAUGGGGAAUGCACGGGCUUCUUUCUUGUAACAGCCUGAACUGUAGUGGAAAGCAUUUGCUUGCCCUGAAACAUGCUGAUUGCAACCUGCUGUGUUCAUCUGCUUCUGUUUAAUAGCCUGUGACAAGCGAGUCUAGAGGCAUAGCCUGACUGUGGUGCUCUUUAAAACCCACAAACUGCUUAAGCAGAGUGGACUUGCACCACCAUGUUUUCAGCCUUCAUGGGCUUAGAAGAAAACAUUGCAUCUCAGCCUCUACUGUCAGGUUGUAUCAGUUUUCUGCUUUUUUGAGGCAUAGUCACAAUUUUUGUCCAAGGUGCAGUUGAAUUCAUGCCUUUGUAUUUCAGCUUGUCUUUGCCGUUGUCUUUUUUGGCUGUGCCUUCACACACAGUGCCUGCAAGAAGUAUUUAUGGAUAUACAAUGCAUGCUAAGUGGUCUUCAUGGGUUUUCCAGGCACCUGCUAGAAUACUGCCUGCUGCUGACCGUCCAGGCUGUCAGCAGCAACUCGUCUUCCUUUUCUUGCCUUCCAUUGUCCGGGUACUGUACUCCCUUUAUGGUACGUAGCUGUCAACAGGUGCAAGCUCAAAUAUGGAGGCACGUGCUGGCAUUUAAUUUCUAGCACGGAAGGAAGGAGGAUGUUCUGCACAAGAGACAAAUAUCUAUAGAUAUACCCACACCUAUAUCUCUAGAUAUAAUUGUAUGGCACUUGCAGUUUUAUGCAGGCUGCAUAAGCAAACCCAUCACUUACGCUUUAGGGCGAAGGUUCGCUCGACUUGUGUCAUUUUAAUAAUUGUGAAUGUAGGCAGCUGAGCUUUUGUGUUUGUGCAUCACAGAAUUUUACUGAAAACAGGAUUCCCAAGUGGAAAUGUCCAAAGGACUCUCCUCCCAUUGCUAAUGCAUGUCUUGUAAACUUAAAUGAAACCGUUUGGCCAUCUCAAAACAGUUUAUAUCCUGUUUCGAUCUGGGACUUGGAGGAGAUUUCUAGUAUAAGCAGGGCCCAGAAUAUUCUGCAGAUUUGUGACUACAGUUUCCAACUCCUGUGACAGAAUUGCGCUUCUAAAUCCAGGCUCUUUAAAAGAGGAGGAAAAAAAGCAUUUCCAGCCUUGGUGAUUGAAAGAGGACUUUGAAACAUGCGAAUGUGUAAACCAAUAGGGAAGUCUUCCUGAGUCUGCACACAGCCUAAACUAGUAGCUUUAAGAGAUCUGAAUAUCUCGUCUUGGUGGGAUAUUGACUCAGAAACUUCAUAGAGAAGUUUAAAUAUGAACACUGCUAACUAUCUUAAUGCCGAUCACUGUAGCAGAAACAUCAGUCACUGUUGUAUUUCACAGAUCUCUAUGCUGCUUUCCACAUCUCCCAAGUGCCAAAAGCACCAGCUGCCAGAAUCUUCAGCUUCACUUGGGCAGCUUUUAUAAUGCAGUAAUGUGCUAUCAAUAUAAAAAUAUUUUUGCAUAUAUGCUUUUUAUCACAGUUAAUAAAAUGGAGGCCUACUGCACUUAUUUUUUAAAACUACAUGAAGCUGCCAGAGAAUUUCCAGUUUGCCAACCCUGCGUACUGUGAAAUCCGGGAUCUUGCUACACAAAUGUAGACACCGCCUGCUGUGGAAUACCUGAAGCCUUGACUGUAACACCCCUUUCUCCGCAGAACUCGUGGGCCAUCUCUGUAGAGUUCUUACUGUGUACAUAGAAAUCGGUUUCCUCUGCUUUCCAGCAAGGAGUAUGUAGCAUUUUGUGAAAACAAGGCCACUGUAUAUUCUCUAAGUUGAAAGGAAAAGAUACCUGGUGCUUUAGUCAACACUUUAAAUUAUUUAACUGUUUCUCUCAUUGCUGAAAUGCCCUUUUAUCCUUUUUCUCUUUGUUCUUGAGUAAGAUAUCCAAAGUUUUCUAGGGACUGUCUGUUUAAAGUGAUUCAUGGGGCAACAACCUGCCCUCAUGUAUGCUCUUGAAUCCUGGCUAACUCCUGGAGUGUGCCAUUAUUGCAAGGGGGUCUCAGAGUAUUUGCAUUACUUUGAACAGAGUUUCUUCAAUGGAACCCUUUUGUCUUCUGCUUAGUAAUUCUUAGCAGCACACAACUGAAGUCUCUUGCUGGUAUUCUUUCUCCACCAUGAUGCUCGAAGUUACAUUCUCUAGGGAGAUUCCAGUGUGUGACAAUCGGUUUGUUGCCCUUUUUGUACACUCUCAGCACAGGGUGAGUGCAUCUGUUACCUAGAAAGUCUUGAAUUCUAAACAGGAUGAAACUAUUUGGGUGUUUAAAGACCAACCUGUGAUUAUGAUGCAGCACCAUGUCUGCAUUACUUCUCCGAACUAAUUAAUUGGGGUCUUGUUUCAGUUACUGUCUACAUGGUACACCUUCAACUGCUGACUUACAAUAUGCAAUGUUGAUUUCAGCCAUGUACUGUAAAUGUUGUUCUUCACAAAGAGAAUGUGCAAUAGGAAAAGGGAAUGGUGGGUAGUAUAAUUUUGAUGGAAAAAACAUGCUAGCUUUCUUAAAAAUACAAAAAAAUAUGAAAUGCAGCUUAUUUCCUUUUCCUGUGGUGUUUUCUACUUGGAAAAGGAAAGAUGAAGAUAUGUGCCUGUUUCUGUGCCUGGUGAAUUUCUCAAAUGCAAAGGUAAAAGAGGUUUGUGUUAUCUGGAAUUUAAGUGCUGAACCCAUCUUAGGUUGUGAUUGUAUUGCUCCUGUUUCCUCAGCUGGCCACAAUUAUGGCUUGUUGAGAUGGAGUUUAAAAGCUACCACCUAUUUGUAUCUAUGUUCCAUCACCUGGGAUAGGCAUUUCACCAACAGUGCAGGGUUUCUGUUGAUAUUUUGUUUAGUUUUUAAAACACUGGUGCUGUUUGGUCCAAGACAGAGAAACGUGUAGGGAGUGACAGAAAUGUUGCCUGCACUGUAGAAGAGUGAAAAACGUGACUGCAGUAUUGAUGCCUUGAUAUGAUUUAACUAUGCAAAUAUACAAAUAGGUGAAGGGGGGGAAAUUCUUGGGUUGCAUAUGUAAUCUCUUAGUUUUUGCUCUGUGAAUUACUUGUAUGUGUGUAGGUACAUCCAUAUACACACGGACAUGCAUGCACAUGUAUAUGCAAAGUCUUUUCUUUAUGUAGAAGUGAUGAAACAAAACCCUUUCCUCCAAGUUUUACUUGAUCAAUUGGUGCAAAUGUAACUUGCUGCUGCUAAGGGAGGAUCUUGGCUAAGGGCAAACUUUGGUUUCUUAUCUUUCAGGUUUGAAGACCUGUAUGUAGCAAAAACUGUUUAGCCUUUCUGAAGACCUUGAAAUGUAAUUAAGGACGUAUGUUCUUCCUCAUGCUCUGAUAAUUUGGAGAUUCCUGUAUUUUAAACAACCAUAGUGAUGGGCAACUUUUUAAUUGCAAAUUUUUUCCUCUAAUUUAGAAACAAAAGAUGAUAAAAAGCAGCUGGACCUCUUCCUGGAAUUCCUAUUCUGUUCAGUCAAUACCUUUAUAUUCUGGUUGACCUAGAAGUCAUAGCUGCUGCAAUAAAAAUGAUUGGUUUGGCAAUUUAAUCUGUCUGAGAAUAGUUUUUAAUACUGUGUACAGUGCAUAGCAAGUGCUAUUUGUCUUUUCUGGAAAAAAGGAAAUCAAGGAUGAGAUGUGAAGUGACUUGUCCAGAGUCACAAAAGGAAUCUCCUGGAGCUGGGACUGAAUGAGAGGUUUUCCAGGUCCCUAGUGUUAUCUCCAAAUCACUAGGGUUUACUUUCUUAAUACAUUUCUCCCUUAAAGGAACCGAAAAACAAGUUGACAUACACUGAAGACCCACAUCAGGACAGUAAGGGCUAGAAUAAACAUACAAGCUGUCAUGAUUUGGGGUUGUGCAUGUGUGGUGGCCCAGACAUGAGUUGCUCUUUGGCAGUGCUUUGACAGCCUGCAGAGUGGAAGGCCAGCACAGCAUGUCAGUGUGAAUAAUAGCAGCAAAUGUGUGUCCUGCUCUGUUUGUUCAGAAUAACCUAACAAAAGAAGUCUCGUUUGAUGCUCCUCUUAACUGAGGAGGGAGAAUACCAUUUUACAGUGAAGUGGGUUCAUCUUUGUUCUACCAGUCAGUGUGACUGACCAUUUCUUUCUUGUGGGGCUUUCUCCCUUUUUCUGUAAACCAAAAUCUAGAGGGCUUAAUUGUUCUUUCCUGCCUCUUAAUCCAGGCCUUUGCUGAGAAGCACCAGAUAGGAAGGUGGUGGAAAACUUGGGACUGUUGAUUCAGGGAUAUCCUCUUAAGAUUUAGAAGAGUAGAGAUAUACAACACAUAAGGGAUCUGACUAUUCCUGUUUCUCUUCUAAUUUAUGGUCAAGACUGCAGCUUCUGUCUUCCAUUUCAUGAUGUUAGUGUAGAUGAUGUAGGCUGUGUUUUUUCAUUUUUUUCCCCUCCAAGUUAGGAUUAGUUCCUUAGGGUUCAAAUAAGUUCUAAAUUUCACAGAGAAGCACCUGAACCAAAACCUUGGAUCCAAACAUCCCAGACUUUACGUGGAAUUCAAAUCUGGAUCCCAACUCUGUGGCUUACUAACCUACCCAUUUGGGGAAGGGUUUGUUGUCUCUAUGUGGUGUUUGUGUUCUUGGUCCUUUGGAACUAAGCUUUUAAUUUGGUUGCCAGUUCUGCAAGGACUUUUUAACUUCUUAGGAAUGCCGGUGUUCACACGCUCCAUUGCUGGCAGUGUGAUGCGUAGUGAUAAAAUUUGACUCUGUCUAAGGGUUACUGAGAUAAACCAGCAUUAUCAUUCGUAAAGGUCAUUUUCUUGCGUAGUGUUCCGAGCUUUGUAUUUGAAUAUAGCUCACACCUGAGAGGACACAUAUUCCAACUAUGACCUGCAUCACUGGCAGAGAGUUGUGUAAUCUGUACUUGUGGAAUGGGAAGGUACAAGCUUCCAUCGUUGCUGAUGCAUCGUGUAAUCCACCUGUUUUGUUUUUCUUAUAGCUGUUGUCUGGUUUAUACUUUUUUUUUUUUUCAGUUUUAUAGAAACAAAUAUGGGGACGUUCAGGAUUUUUUUCUACAAGGUAUAAAACUCCAAUGAAUUAGUGGUGACUAGAGAGCUGUGAAAAAUACCCCAUUAGGAGAUGAUGGGCUAAGUGUAGGUCCAUUUCUCUUAGACAAGUAGGAUAACCUUUAAGAUGCAUGGAACAACAUAAUCAGGAAAACUAAAGCUGAAAUUUGUUUCCAAGAAAUUCUGUAAGAACUAUCUAUGGAAAAGACAUCAAUGAUUGAGAAUAAUGUACAAAUUAAUGUGUUUGAAACUUGUGUAUCCAUUUCUUUAAUCUCAUACUCUUCAGUGAACGGUACACUUGUGUUCAGUUUUAUGAUCAAAAACAAAGACCAAAGAAGGCCAGCCUCAUUUGAUUGUGUAUAUUCUGCCUGUCUUAAUUAUCAAUAGCUGUAAGGAUACAGUGCAAGUGAUCUGGUAACCAGUGGUUCUCGUCCUUUUCUUUUAGGGGGAAAAACAACUUUAAAAUGUAUAAUUUAUUGCUCAGCAAUAACCAUGUUGUUAAAAUAAUAAUAAAAAAAGGAAUUAGCAACAUGUCUUAAUUUCCCAAUAGCAUUAUUAUAUGUUGUAUUUCAGUUUACUGUAUAUUGUGUUUUUGUAUUUAUUUGUGUUUGGAGGUCUUGCUAUGUCUUUUUGUGUUUAAAUGCUAAUAAACAAGGACAGUGUGUAAGAGUGUAGAAUGCCGAACUCUGAAAUGCUAAACUGUGUUAUUAAAGGAAAAAUAAAUAAGUAGGAAAUCAUAUUUUUUAAAAAAAA